Molecule: messenger RNA, 543 nt
Organism: Capsaspora owczarzaki ATCC 30864
Lineage: Eukaryota; Filasterea; Ministeriida; Capsasporidae
Product: ankyrin repeat-containing protein
Exons: 3
Coding region: 19-369 (116 amino acids)
Biological process (GO): regulation of barbed-end actin filament capping
Cellular component (GO): nucleus; cytoplasm
Molecular function (GO): protein binding
Source: RefSeq, a predicted model, not a curated record
UAACUCACAAACACACCAAUGUCAGACCUCAAGUGGGCACUUCAGAACGGCGAGCUCGACACUGUCAAGAAGCUCAUCGCCGAGCAGAAGGUCGAUGUCAACGGCGACCUCGCGGGACGCAAGCCGCUCCACUAUGCCGCCGAUUACGGCCAGGUUGAGGUUCUCGAGUACCUCGUUUCGCAGGGCGCCAACGUCAACAGCGUCGACAAGCACGGCAUUGCCCCGCUGCUCGCUGCGAUCUGGGAAGGCCACACCGAGGCCGUCAAGUUCCUCAUCUCCAAGGGUGCAGACAAGGACGGCAAGACCCCGCAAGGCGACACCUAUUACAAGGCGGCCGAGAAGGACGAGAUCCGCGAGCUGUUUGAAUAAAAGCUGCACAUUCAUGAAAGGCCGUUCGACACGGCCCGUCUUGCUGGUCUUUUCUCAUUCAUCUUUGCAUUGCAUUCUCGUUGCACAGUCGUCCAUGCUUGUUUUCCUUGCCCUUGUUUUGAUGUUGUAUCGCGCUCAAUGUCGACGUCGUGAUUGAACGCCCAUUUUUUUUUU